AUGUCCCCUCCUCUUUACAACUCAACACAUUAAUAAAAGUCUCCUCUCCCAUCCUCCCUCCCUCAAAACCUCUGCUUCCCCUUCUUCUUCUUCUUCUUCUUCUUCCACCUCUUCUCUAAUCUCUUAUCAUAUCCGCCUAACAAUUUGGUACCCAAUUUUCUUCAUCCUUCAUUUCAUCAGAUUGGUUUAAUUUCUCUUCACAAUCAUUUAAGGUUUGUUGAUUCUUUUGGGGGACGAGUUUGUGAUUCUUCUUUCAUUCCUUCUUUUGUUUGUACCAUUCAUUCACUAAAAAAGGUGAGGUGAACCGAUCGUCAUCGGAUUGGGGAGUAGACCAACCCGAUGGCGUCACCAUCUUCAAUCUCAAAUCCCGAAGCUGCUUCACAUCAAUCCCGUGAAUCCAAACGGAAAAAGAGAAGAAAAAUCGGUGCGGACGACGAUUCGAUUGCCGGACCCGGAAAUGUUACUGAUCCAACCCGAUGGAGAUCCGAAUCACAGGAACGGAUCUACGCCACCAAGCUCGUCGCCGCGCUUUCUCAAGUUCCGAGGGAGCCUGCGUCGUCGUCUGCUCCGGUCUCCGGCGGCCGGGUGGUACGGCAAACCGCCGAUAGGGUUCUGGCUGUUGCCGCCAAAGGGAGGACUCGGUGGAGCCGGGCGAUUCUCACCGGCCGGCUGAGUUUGAGAUUGAGUCAGAUUAACAAAAUGCACAGAAAGAAGAAGCCCAAGGUUACCGGAGAUCACCGGGCGAAGAGGCCGGCGGUAAAGAAGCAAUUACCUCCGCUGCAGAAGAAAGUCAAAGUUUUGGGCCGAUUAGUUCCCGGUUGCCGGAAAGUCCCUUUCCCCAGCCUACUAGAGGAAGCCACUGAUUACAUAGCGGCUUUGCAAAUGCAAAUCCGAGCCAUGACCGUAAUCUCCGAGCUUCUCACUCCCGGCGGCGGCAACGGAAUCGGAAAUGCCGGCGGCUCCGGUCAAGCUUAAAAAAGCCUCGCUGAUGUAUACAAAAAAUUGCUAGUUACGGCUGAGGUGUUUUUAGUAACUUUGAUAAUUUUAUAAUUUUUUUUCUUCUUAUAAAAAAACUGUCGAGAGAGGGGUUUUUUUCUUUUAUUUUUUCUCUUUAAGUUUCAUGUAUUUUAUUUGUAUACAUAUCCUUUUUUACCCUUUCGAUUAUUCGUUUUCCCUCUCUACAUUGGUUUAGCCUGUUAGACUUGGUAGUGUGAGUUCAUUUUUUUUUUCUUUCAUUACCAUUCUUUCUUUUUUUUUGGUUUAAAAAAAUGGUGAUUACUUUUUUUUGGAAUUUUAUGAAUAAUUUAUUUGUUGAUUCGUUUGCUAAUCGAUUGAUUAGUAGAAAGUUGAACAUGCCAACUGUGUUAUUACUUUUUUUAUAUUUUGUGUAAUAUAAACGGUAUUAGUUCUUGAUUCCUUCCCAGUUGAGGAUUGUUAUGAACAAUUAUUGCCAUUUUUGUACUACAUUUGAAUAAAGCAUUUGACGUACUCUUUCUCUUAAAAUAAAUUACUCCCUCCAUUUUUUUAAUAUAUUUUUAUAGAGAAUUCAUCAAAACCAAG
Molecule: messenger RNA, 1560 nt
Organism: Oldenlandia corymbosa var. corymbosa
Lineage: Eukaryota; Viridiplantae; Streptophyta; Magnoliopsida; Gentianales; Rubiaceae
Source: the annotation of a GenBank genome assembly